AUGCCGAGGCGCGUGCGGACACCCAACUGCACACAUGUCGAUAUGGACCGAAUCUACGGGCGGGACCAGCAGUGCUAUGUCUGUGGGCGGGAGCCAUCGAUCGGCUUUCUAUACGAGUGCCGUCAGGACUGCAACUCCCCCUCACUCCAGGAUCUACUCUCAAGCCAAGAGAAAGAAGGAAUUGUUCGACCGAAGUCUCCCCUUCGGUCAGAGCUUGAGGACAUCGGUCUGAGUGAAAGCAUCAUACGCACCGCAGAGCAAGGCCAUUACACCCCCGCACAGCUGGACGUGCUGAAGACGCAGAAGCAAGAGUUGAAGCAGAUCAUUGAAGAUUCGGUCCAAGGGAGGCAGAUCAACGAUGUCGUUGCCAAACUGGCGGCCUUUGCGACGGCACCUUCCAACAACGAUGGCGCCAUGAACAGCAAGGGCAAGGACACAUCAGCAACCUGCGCCUUCAGAGCAUGCCAUACCUGCCGCCCGUACUACCGCGAUCGUGUCUUCAUCUCUUUCGCCGCUGUUGUUUCAGCCGACUUCCCACCCAUCUCCAGGGAGGAUGUGCAACAUCUGCCCACCAAAUCUGCGCGCGUAAUGUGCUCAAUUGGUGUAUCUCACAACUCUUCGACGACUCGAAUCGGUCACGACGAACCACCCUUCACAGCCCAAACCACCAUCACGUUCGCUACCUCCACCGAUGCACCGCACACAGCCUCUACCACAACCUCCGAAUCAAGCGAGCUCACCUUCAAAACCACUCAGACCGACGUCGACGAGCUCCGCGCUCUGCGUCGCCCCCGUAGGAGAUUCUACAACAUUGGUCACAGAUCGUCUGGCGAGAUAGCGCGUGAUCUAUCGAGGAUACCCCCUCUUCUUUCGCGUCAAGGAUUGAAGUUUGCGAUACAAGGCAUCUUCCACCAGGGCAGAGACUCGAGCUCAUCUGGAUCCAUGAUCACGCUUCCUGUCCCGCGUACAGGCACAGUCCGCGACUCUUCAGCUGCACGACCAGUUGGCGAUUUUGACAUUGGUGCCUUACGUCGAGUCAGAAGACAAAAAGAGAGGAACGAGCUCCGGAAUGGCACAUAUGUUGGAGGCUUUGAAGACGUGGGUACAACUCCACAUACGGCUAAGCAAGGCACUGCGCAUUCGCCGCACGCUAGCGAUGGAGAGGGCAGUUGCUCGUCAGAGUCGGACUUCUCGGUCUACUCCUGCAUAUCCGAGGGUAGUGAAGUGGAGGUUGAGGGUGGCGUUGCGCUUACGGAAGAGGCGGUCGAGUCCCACACACCAGACAUUCUCGCCGUCGAUGUUCCCGCAUCGAAGUCGGAGGCAGAUGUCGGACUGCAGAGUAUCAUGGCGCAAGUCUGA
This is a messenger RNA of Macroventuria anomochaeta, 1359 nucleotides long. RefSeq lists its product as uncharacterized. NCBI's taxonomy places the organism in Eukaryota, Fungi, Ascomycota, Dothideomycetes, Pleosporales, Didymellaceae. The record is from RefSeq and is a predicted model, not a curated record. The transcript has 3 exons. The coding region runs from base 1 to 1359 and encodes 452 amino acids.